AUGGCGGCGAGCCGGGUCGCUCAUUUGGUGUUCAGAGCGCGUGGCCCGCCGGGACCGCCCGCGAGCUGCGACGGCCGCCGGCAGCUCAUUGUUCAGCGGCGCGCUUUGUGGCCGCGGGUUUUUACGGCGCUAAUUAACCUGUCCGCGCUACAUAAGCGCAAAGUGGCUGGCGACUGCCUGGGCUGCCGGCUGCAAGAGUUGCGAGAGGAGCUGCGACUUUUCAAGAAGGCGCCGCCUGUCCCUGCGCCCGCCGCCCCCGUGAGGCGGCCAGCGGGGGUAGACGCCGCCACACAGACGUCCACUGACUCGCCUCCUGCAACGAUGCAGGCGGCUUCGAGCAUGGAAGUCGACGUCUGGACGCCUGCGCUGUCCACUCCCUCGGAGACAGACGUGGAAGAAGCAGCACAAUCCGAGGAAGAGAUGCCGCCGGCUUCUUCGCAAGUCGAAGAAGAGGACACCGUCGAAGAACUGCCCCUUCCGCUUCCGGACGAGCGGAGCGUGCAGCCCUUCCUGAAAAAGAUCGUGGCGUCGCUGAAGGACGGGUCGUAUCCUCAUGGGGACAACCCGUACCCCUUCACGCCGGCACACGCAAAACCAUCACUACCUCACCAACCGUGCGAUCUUCGCCACACGCGAGGCAUGUUGCGUGAGGUGGUAACGAGGAAGGAGCUAAUACUGCUCAACAGCCGCCCCAUCUUCACCCCCUCCGACUGGGAACACAUCUACCAGGUCGCAGAGAAGUGGGUGAAAGAGGAGUGGCGCUCCGGCAGGCGCGCCAUCUUCACGGAAGACCAGAAAGACAGCAGUACUGAGCUGGCCUUCAAGUACGCCGUGUACCGCAUCAACAAGGACAAGGAGCUGCUGCCCAACACGACACUCGUGUACGACAUCCAGUACGUGCCGAGGGACGACAGCUUCAGGACCUCCAAGAAAGCCUGCAAGCAGCUGGAGCACGGCGUGCAGGCCAUCUUCGGGCCGUCGGACCCGCUGCUGGGCGCCCACAUACAGUCCAUCUGCGAGGCGCUUGACGUACCGCACGUCGAGGCGCGUCUCGACUUCGAGCCCAGCUUCAAGGAGUUCUCCAUCAACCUGCACCCCUCGCAGGAGCACAUGAACCGCGCCUUCAAGGACCUCAUGGCCUUCCUCAACUGGACCAAGGUCGCCAUCAUCUACGAAGAAGACUACGCUGAUCUUGUCGGCACGAAAGGGCUGUUCAAGCUACAGGACCUGGUCAAGUCGCCUCCGGUGGUCCGUACCGAGAUGUACAUCCGGCAGGCGACGCCCACCACCUACCGGCAGGUGCUGCGCGAGAUCCGCCAGAAGGAGAUCUACAAGCUCAUCGUCGACACCAACCCCAAACACAUGUACAAGUUCUUCAGAGCGAUUCUGCAGCUCCAAAUGAACGACUUCCGAUACCACUAUAUGUUCACCACAUUCGACAUGGAGACGUUCGACCUGGAGGACUUCAAGUACAACUCGGUGAACAUCACGGCGUUCCGGCUGGUGGCGGUGGAGGACGAGCGCGUGCGCGCGGCGCUGGAGCAGAUGUCGCGCUUCGCGCCCGUCGGGCCGUCCAUCCUGCACCGCACGGGCGUGCUGCAGGCGGAGCCGGCGCUGCUGCACGACGCCGUGCACGUGUUCGCCCGCGGGCUGGCCGCGCUCGACCGCAGCCACCAGCUGCGGCCCGCCAACCUCUCCUGCGAUCUCGAGCGCCCCUGGGACGAUGGCCUCUCGCUCUACAACUACAUCAGCUCGGCUGGUCUGCACGGGCUGACGGGCCACAUCGAGUUCACGGAGGGGAAGCGCAGCAACUUCAAGCUGGACCUGCUGAAGCUGAAGCGCGAGCAGCUGCGCUCCGUCGGCUUCUGGAGCCCCGCGGGCGGCGUCAACAUCACCGACCCCAGCGCCUUCUACGAGACCAGCGUCAACAACAUCACCCUCGUCGUUAUGACCAGGGAGGAGAAGCCGUACGUGAUGGUGAAGGAGGACCACAACCUGACGGGCAACGCGCGCUACGAGGGCUUCUGCAUCGACCUGCUCAAGUGGAUCGCUGCCCAGGUCGGCUUCCACUACGCCAUCAAGCUCGUGCCCGACCACAUGUACGGCGUCUACGACCCGGACACCAGGGAGUGGAACGGCAUCGUGCGCGAACUCAUGGAGAAGCGCGCUGACUUGGCCGUAGCAUCCAUGACCAUCAACUACGCCAGGGAGAGCGUCAUCGACUUCACGAAGCCAUUCAUGAACCUCGGCAUCGGCAUCCUGUUCAAGGUCCCGACGAGCCAGCCGACGCGGCUCUUCUCCUUCAUGAACCCGCUGGCCGUCGAGAUCUGGAUCUACGUGCUGGCCGCCUACCUGCUGGUCAGCUUCACGCUGUUCGUGAUGGCGCGCUUCUCGCCCUACGAAUGGAACAACCCGCACCCCUGCCUCGCCGAGUCCGACGUGGUCGAGAACCAGUUCUCCGUUUCUAACAGCUUCUGGUUCAUCACCGGCACCUUCCUCAGGCAGGGCUCCGGACUCAACCCCAAGGUUUCGGAAAGCAUGCCGAGUCGCUUGUUCUCGUUCAUGAACCCGCUAGCGGUGGAGAUCUGGCUGUACGUGCUGGCGGCGUACGUGCUGGUCUCGCUCACCAUCUGGGUGGUGGCGCGCUUCUCGCCCUACGAGUGGUGCGUGCCGGUGUGCGCCUGCGCCGACUACCAGCACGCGACGGCCGCGCUGCUCGUCUUCCAGAACGACUUCACGCUCGCCAACAGCUUCUGGUUCACCAUCGGCACGCUCAUGCAGCAGGGCUCCGACCUCAACCCCAAGGCCACUUCGACGCGCAUCGUGGGCGGCAUCUGGUGGUUCUUCACGCUGAUCAUCAUCUCGUCGUACACGGCCAACCUGGCCGCCUUCCUCACCGUGGAGAGGAUGAUCACUCCCAUUGAGAACGCAGCGGACCUCGCCGAACAGACGGAGAUCUCGUACGGCACGCUUGAAGGCGGCUCCACCAUGACCUUCUUCAGGGACUCUAAAAUCGGUAUUUAUCAGAAGAUGUGGCGAUUCAUGGAAAGCAAGCGGCCGUCAGUACUGGUGUCCACGUACGAAGAGGGAGUGAAACGGGUAUUGGAAGGCAACUACGCUUUCCUCAUGGAGUCCACCAUGUUGGAUUACGCCGUUCAACGUGACUGCAAUCUCACGCAGAUCGGAGGCCUCCUCGACUCGAAAGGUUACGGAAUUGCCACACCUAAAGGGUCACCUUGGAGAGACAAAAUAUCACUUGCCAUCCUGGAGCUGCAAGAGAAAGGUAUAAUCCAGAUUCUGUACGACAAAUGGUGGAAAAAUACCGGAGAUGUAUGUAACAGGGAUGACAAAAGCAAGGAAUCCAAAGCCAACGCGCUAGGGAUUGAGAAUAUAGGAGGCGUAUUCGUCGUCUUGCUAUGCGGAUUGGCACUUGCUAUCCUAGUAGCCAUCCUAGAAUUCUGCUGGAAUUCGAAAAAGAAUGCGCAGACUGAUAGACAAUCCCUGUGCUCAGAAAUGGCAGAGGAGCUGCGGUUCGCAGUCCGUUGCCACGGCUCACGGCAACGUCCAGCCCUGAAGCGCUCCUGUACGCGGUGUUCUCCAGGGACAACGUACGUUCCUGCAGCUCUGGAGAUGCCGCACAUCAAUGGGGAGACAGGGAUCCUGCCUAUGAUUGAAAUGAAGAAACCAUCCCUGAGUUAUGAUCCUGAUACCUAGCAGAAUGUUCAGAGUGGAUCACAUCUCACAGACGCUUUGUGAUACCACUCAAGUGAUUAAAAACAAAGAAGCUGCUGUGAUAAUAAGUGAAAAUGUACAGUUCCCUGCUCAUUGUGGCACAUUUUUGACAUAAACUGAGUUCAAUUCAGAGAAGUGUCAGGUGUGUUUUCUGACUGAAGACUUAUAAGAACAAUAGUGCAGUGAAAAAUUGAGUACAGACUACAUUAAAUGGGUUGAAAGUCCCAUGGCCUAAGGUACUGUCUUUCGUGAAAUACAAAUAAAGUACUGUCAUGAUGUGCAGAAAACUUCCCAUCACUUCCAAUGGCAAAUGUCAUCCUCACAAAGGCAGAAAAACUAUUUUUAAUAUUAUAAUUCUGUGGUACCUACAACUCAAGCUCUGGGACUUAGAGUGAAUUAAGAAUUUUUAUUUUUAAAAAUGAAAUUAAAAGUACUUAAUUUCAGUGUCACUUGUGCCAAGAGUAAUUAAAAUGUGUCUAAUAAAACUACAAAUUUUGUCACAAAAUGUUUCAUAUUAAAAUUUCAUUACAUCUCAAGAAUUUGAAGUGAAUAUCAUUAUUUCCUCAUUUGAAUAUCAUGGAAUAACAUU
Messenger RNA from Schistocerca gregaria, 4321 nucleotides. Its product is annotated as glutamate receptor ionotropic, kainate 2-like. Bases 1 to 3714 code for a protein of 1237 amino acids. NCBI's taxonomy places the organism in Eukaryota, Metazoa, Arthropoda, Insecta, Orthoptera, Acrididae. The transcript is spliced from 19 exons. Gene Ontology annotation, cellular component: plasma membrane; postsynaptic membrane. Gene Ontology annotation, molecular function: glutamate-gated receptor activity. The record is from RefSeq and is a predicted model, not a curated record.